Molecule: messenger RNA, 216 nt
Organism: Colletotrichum orchidophilum
Lineage: Eukaryota; Fungi; Ascomycota; Sordariomycetes; Glomerellales; Glomerellaceae
Exons: 1
Coding region: 1-216 (71 amino acids)
Source: RefSeq, a predicted model, not a curated record
AUGGCGGCAGCAGCCGGACACUCCCAACCCCAAUCUGGUCGCCCAGCCCGGUCCGAGUUGCGCCCAUAUGGAGAUAGUACGGGGGGCGUAGCCACCCGAAUGACUUUCUUCAAGACUACCAGAACAUCAACCACGAAGAUGCUCGCCCCCGUCCCAUCCACAACCGGGGUGUCACUUACCACUCAAACAGCCGAGAAAGGACAAACCCAGGGGUGA